Messenger RNA from Mytilus trossulus (common blue mussel), 2872 nucleotides. RefSeq names its product transcription and mRNA export factor ENY2. Lineage: Eukaryota; Metazoa; Mollusca; Bivalvia; Mytilida; Mytilidae. The record is from RefSeq and is a predicted model, not a curated record. Gene Ontology annotation, biological process: regulation of transcription by RNA polymerase II; poly(A)+ mRNA export from nucleus; positive regulation of DNA-templated transcription. Gene Ontology annotation, cellular component: nuclear pore; SAGA complex; DUBm complex. The transcript has 5 exons. Bases 110 to 424 code for a protein of 104 amino acids. Gene Ontology annotation, molecular function: chromatin binding; transcription coactivator activity.
UUUAACCUUAGUGGGGAUGAACAUUUAAGACAAAAUAAAACGCACCAUUUCUGCAAGCGUCUAACAAACGUUGACCAGUUUGUUGAAAUUGUUUUUUUUUUGGUAAAACAUGGCUGGCAUUGGAGAUGACAGGAAGAUUAAGGAUGCUCAGAUGAGGGCAACUAUCAACCAGAAGUUGGUGGAAACAGGAGAAAGAGAAAGAUUAAAGGAACUGUUGAGGACCCGACUUGUUGAAUGUGGAUGGAGAGACCAACUUAAACAGUAUUGUAAAGAGGUAGUAAAACAGAAAGGAUUAGAACAUAUCACAGUAGAUGAUUUAGUGGCUGAAAUAACACCCAAAGGAAGAUCAUUGGUUCCAGAUAAUGUAAAGAGAGAAUUAUUACAGAGAAUAAGAACAUUCCUGGCUCAGCAGUCUAAUAUAUAAAGUAUAUACCUCAGCGAUUGUCAGAGGAGAGUGGACUGUUCUCACAUCAUUCCUUUAGAAGUGUAUUGGACUAGAUAUAGCCACAAUCUAAUAAGCAAUAAUGUUUAUAACGUUAACUAAACGAAAGGUUUAAGACUUUGUACUUGACCUUUAUUUUUUUUAUAUCUCUUGUAUACUGUGUAUGGAAUGAUAGUUUGUGUCUCAAUUUGCAAAGGGGUUUGGAAAUGUUUGAAUUUUCUCAAUUUGCAAAUGGACUUCUUUAAAACUAUUGUAGUAAAAACUUGGAGUGCACUUUUUGUGUUUCAGUAAUAUAUGCACUGUUACAUCUGAUUGUAGGAAAUUGACUUCACUACGACGAUACUGUAUCAAAUACAUGUAAACUUAAAAAACAAAAUGCAUAUGUUGAAUUCACAUUUGCAUUGAAAAUAUUUAGAAAAAAUAGAUUAGGAUAGAUAGAAAGUUUAAAAAAGAAUCAGUUUUAAAGAUGAUAAUUUCCACAAAAUAUUUCUUUUAUUUUUGCUUGAAGAUAGUAGUCAGAAGUUAUUAUUUACCUUUCAAGGCUGAAAUUGCUUAGUGAUAAUUAAAGAAAAAAAGAGGUCAGAAGUUAAUUUCUUCUCAAAUUUAACAAAACAUUUUUUUUUUAGUAUUAUCCACAUUUCAUGUUAGAUUUGGGCAAGUUCUAAAUAAACUGUGCUAUUUGAUACCUUAUUUUUAAACAGCAUUAUAUACUAUGUAAUUUUUUACUAGUUGAAGUUGUACUUUUUUAACAUUCAGUUUCUUGUCUGUUUACUUUAUUUGAAGUGAAUGUUUAAGAAGUUAAAAAAAAAGAAAUGUUGAAUGAUAUUUUGCCAUAUCUGUCUUGUAGUUAUUGUCUCUUAUUACUUGAAUUAUUGUAAUAAUGAUAAGUACAAAAUACUUAUAUCUAUUUUUAUAUAUACAUUAUUUAGAUUAUUUAGCUCAAUAUAUACUUCUAGUCUGUUUUUCCAUAUUAUCUUCAGAGGCCAAAAUAAACAUAUCUUGGGUUCCCAUCCAUUCUAUCAUGUCAAGGUAUACAUUUACUCUUUCCCGUCCUUUUGUCUUAUGAUAUUAGUAGUCUUAUGUGCAAUCAUACCACUCUUCCAUAUAACCCAUUCAUUGGUUAGACAUUUCCCAAAUCACCAACUUUACUCUGAUUAUAUAUAAUUUAAGCAUGCUAUAUCCCUUUCUGAUUUGGGGCAAUGCAACUGAAUAAAGAGUAAGAAUCCCUGUUGAUUUGAAGAUAAUAUUUGGUUACAUAAGUUAUAAACGAUCUUUAGUCUUCCAAAAUCUUAUCUAAAUUGAUUAUGCUGGUGAAAAUGUAUUUGAAUAAAAGUAUGGUAACACAUUGCUCUCUUUUUACUUCUCGCCCUGGCUCUGCACUGCAGCUAUCCAGUAUUUAUUCUUGUACCAGCAUACUUCCCAACAAGGGAAAGAAUCUAUUCAAUUGUAAUUUUAUAAUCAGAUUCAGGCUGGGGCGAUGGGUUUCAAACUUUUUUGUUGCUUGUGUGAUAUAAUACUCAAGAGAAAUGUAUGUUGUUACAAAUUAUUUUGUGCACAAUUACUUCAUAGAUUUGUACAUAAGGUCUUCCAAUGUAACACAAAUAAGGGUUAUAAACUACAUUUUUCUUUUGUUUGGUUUAUUUUUUAUUAUGGAUGGGCCAUAUAUUUGGGAAAUGUUAUCCUUUAUCAUUUACAUUCCAGUGUGAGUGAAUAUUUAAUUAAUGAAAGCUUUAUCAUAAUAAAUCAUAGACUGCUGUUAAGUAUUUCUUAAACAUAGCAUGAUUUGGAACAUUGUUUUGUCGCCUUGCAUGUCAAAAUCGAAAUGGAUGUAACAACAAAUGUUUAUUUUGGCCUUGUUUUAAGGGUAUAUAUCUAUAAAUAAUAGAUUUAGUGUCAUAUCAUAUCAUUUAAUUUCAUUUCAUUGUUAAUAAAGAAUACAAAUUUGAAAAAUAUUAACAAACUCAUGCUUAAGAUUUAAUUUUAUGUUUUUAACAAAAAAUUGUUGGUUAUAGUAUUUUAGACAUAGUUCUUAUGCUAGAUUGUUUGAACAUAAUCUUGUUCUCUAUUGAGAUUAUAUCAAUUUAAAAAGUUAGAUGCAUAUAUUUUUUUCCAUUCAAUCACAUUCCCUUAUGUGAGACGUAUCUUAAUUCGUUAAUUUCGGUUUUGAAAGUAGUUGUCUCCCUUUGCGCAGUUUUGAUUCCGCUGUUGUUAUUGAUGUAUACCAGAUUGUCAUACAUAAUUUUAUAAUCAAUUAAACAGCAUUAUUUUCUAUAAUUUUUAAGGGCUGUUAUAAAUUUAAAUUGCACAGAGGUAAGGAAUUUAAAGUUUGAUUUUAAUUGGUGCAAAAUUUCAUUUCAUUUUCAUUGUACAUUUUUACUCAUCUUUUUCACAGAACUGAACAAUGUAAAUAAAAUAUUUAUUGUUUAUAAA